Messenger RNA from Bombina bombina (fire-bellied toad), 813 nucleotides. Its product is annotated as CLIP-associating protein 1-like. Gene Ontology annotation, molecular function: kinetochore binding; microtubule binding. Gene Ontology annotation, cellular component: mitotic spindle; microtubule organizing center; cytoplasmic microtubule. Bases 37 to 798 code for a protein of 253 amino acids. Gene Ontology annotation, biological process: mitotic spindle assembly. The record is from RefSeq and is a predicted model, not a curated record. The transcript has 7 exons. NCBI's taxonomy places the organism in Eukaryota, Metazoa, Chordata, Amphibia, Anura, Bombinatoridae.
GUUGAACUGAAGAGGCUCUGUGAAAUUUUUACUCGCAUGUUUGCUGAUCCUCACAGCAAGGUGUUCAGUAUGUUUUUGGAAACUUUGGUGGAUUUUGUCAUCAUUCAUAAGGAUGACCUUCAGGACUGGCUGUUCAUUUUACUGACACAGCUUCUGAAGAAGAUGGGAGCUGAUCUGCUGGGCUCUGUACAAGCUAAAGUCCAGAAAGCCUUGGAUGUGACAAGGGAUUCUUUUCCUUUCGACCAACAGUUUAACAUAUUAAUGCGAUUUAUAGUGGAUCAAACACAGACACCAAACCUCAAGGUUAAAGUUGCAAUAUUAAAGUACAUUGAAUCACUUGCACGACAAAUGGACCCAACAGAUUUUGUGAACUCCAGCGAGACACGGUUAGCAGUCUCUAGAAUCAUCACUUGGACAACUGAACCAAAGAGCUCUGAUGUGAGAAAGACCCUGCAUAAUUGGGUAUGCGAUGAUUUACAAGUUAGACCCAGCACAGCAUCCUCAGGGCCUGGAGAGGUGAACCUGGAAGAGAAAUGUAAACAGGCUGCACAGAUAGUCUUGAUUUCCCUUUUUGAGCUAAAUACACCUGAAUUCACAAUGUUACUGGGUGCCUUGCCGAAAACAUUCCAGGACGGUGCUACCAAACUCCUGCACAACCAUCUCAAGAACUCCAGCAAUAGCAGCAUGGGGUCCCCCAGCAAUACCAUUGGCCGAACGCCUCCUAGACACUCCAGCAGCAGGGCCAGCCCUUUGACAUCACCAACCAACUGUUCUCAUGGUGGUAUCUCUCCAAGGUAACGUAAAAUAAUUUGU